This is a messenger RNA of Monopterus albus (swamp eel), 2486 nucleotides long. RefSeq names its product PHD finger protein 6 (gene phf6). Lineage: Eukaryota; Metazoa; Chordata; Actinopteri; Synbranchiformes; Synbranchidae. Gene Ontology annotation, cellular component: nucleus. The coding region runs from base 170 to 1252 and encodes 360 amino acids. The transcript is spliced from 11 exons. The record is from RefSeq and is a predicted model, not a curated record. Gene Ontology annotation, molecular function: histone deacetylase binding; histone binding.
UUAUCUUGGCCGCAGUAGCUAGCUUGAUGCUAGUGUGAAAACCAGACGAUCGCUUCUGAAGGACGGAAAGAAACACGGCGGUUGUCCGGAACACUUUUUCAUCUUUUCUACCGCCUCAGUGCGAUAAGAUUGUAUUAACAGUAACUUGGGCAAGCAAAAGCCUUUGGCCAUGUCCGGACAGAGGAGAGGAGCUGCUGCACGGCUGCCUAAAUGUGCCUUCUGCAGAACCAACCGGGACAAGGAGUGUGGCCAGCUGCUGAUGUCUGACAGCCAGAAGGUGGCGGCCCACCAUAAAUGCAUGCUUUUCUCCUCUGCCUUGGUCACAUCUCACUCAGACAGUGACAACAUUGGAGGGUUUUCCAUUGAGGAUGUGAAAAAAGAGAUCAAGAGGGGAAAUAAAUUGAUGUGUUCCUCAUGUCACCGACCAGGUGCUACUAUUGGUUGUGAUGUGAAGACGUGCCGGAGGACGUAUCACUAUUAUUGCGCUGUGAAGGACAAAGCCCAGAUCAAAGAGAACCCCUCACAAGGGAUUUACCUUGUUUACUGUCGCAAACACCGGGAUGCUUCUCAGGAUGGCAUUCAAGAUGAAGAAGAGGGAGGUGUGGCCAAUGAUUCAGACUCAUCGCCUCCACAAAGUCGGGGCAGAGGAAGGUUUGAGAAGGGGAGAGCCAAGGUGGGAUCUCGUGGCCAAGCAGAAGACACUCACUCACAGGCUGCAGACGAGGAGAGUUCCUCUCACCGGGACAGGUCUCCUCUUCGGGCCAGCCCAGCAGAUGGCGGCCAGCGCUGUGGGUUUUGUCAUGCUGGUGAUGAAGAAAACGAAACCAGAGGCAUGCUUCACACUGAUAAUUCCAAAAAAGUGGCUGCCCACUACAAGUGCAUGCUGUUUUCAUCUGGGACAGUCCAGCUGACCACUACAUCUCGUGCUGAAUUUGGGAACUUUGACGUGAAAACGGUCAUCCAGGAAAUUAAGAGGGGGAAAAGAAUGAAAUGUACGCUCUGCACUCAGCUGGGUGCUACGAUUGGCUGUGAAAUCAAAGCAUGUGUGAAGACCUACCACUAUCACUGCGGCCUGCAGGACAAAGCCAAGUACAUUGAAAACAUGGCACGCGGCAUCUACAAACUAUACUGUAAGAACCACAGUGGCAAUGAGGAGAGGGAUGAAGAAGACGAGGAACGAGAAAAUCGGAGCAGAGAGAGGGCAGCAGUUGACCACGGUAGAACACCAUCGACACAAGUGAAUGGCAAUUAGAUACAUAGCUUGUCCUGAUGGAUGUGACGUGAGGAGGAAACGGAGGAACUCAAAGACGAGGGAGAGAUAUUUUUUAUACUGAAUCUUAGCCUACUCACAAGGUCGCGCUCUACAAGCUCCCACGAGUCGUUCACACAGUUUCUUCCAGUAACUGGACACGAUGUUCCAAUGUGCACCAGAUGUCUUCUUCAUGAAACCCUGUUUUGAGUUGACUGGGUGAGCUUUUCACAGGCUGAUGACACUCUGCAGAGCACAGGACUGCUGCAGGAUCAGGAAAAGCCAUGUUGGAUAUUUUCUGAAGAGUCGGUUAUGGGCUCGGUUUCACCUACGUGUAUUGUUGCCAAGAAUAAGAGCUGAUGGAAAGGUCUUGAUUGUCACUUGCUUCCCAUGUCCUCACAGAUUACAUGACCCACAUUUGCUGAAACUGAUACAUUCUUAGCUUCUAAAGGACUCACUUUUAUGAGGGGUCUGUUUGUUACUAUUCUCUCUAUGAAGUUGUGGAGUUUGAUUACCUUGUUUCUGUAAUCAUGUCUUAAAAAUACUCUUUCAUGUUAGCCUUUCUUUCUUGAUACGUAAUAUUUUGCUACUGUAUUAUCAUCAUGAGUAAUUUUGAAUAUUUGAAUUUCAGACGGUCACAAUUAGAGGCUUUGCCAGCAUGCACUUGGACUUUCCCACUGUUAAAGGUGGUGUUUUUUUAAUUUAGUUGCAAAGGGCAAAGUAGAGCUCUUUAGAGGAGUUGGCUUGACUUUGUUUGAUGUACUGUUACUUGUAUCUCUACAGAUGUAUCCAUGAAUGAUUGGAAAUGGAAAAUAUUUUAUUUUACACAUUUACAGAGUGAACCGAGUCCUUCAUUUGAAAGUGUGGCUAUACAAAGAACUACUCCUGGCUGAGACGGUUAUUAAAGUUGAAGGUUUCUGGUCGGCUUUGAAGAGCAGCCAUGGGAACAGAGGCUCUUUGAAAGGCGCCCAAUCUUAUGGCUCCAUUCCUUUCAUAGAGCCUUUCAAAAUAAUGGCUCAUCAUUCCUUUUUCCUCCUCAUGUCUGUGGUGUAAUAGUUUCAGGUCUGUCUGUUUGGCUGAGGGCAGAGCUUAGCUACAUGCACAAGGGGCUUGACAGAGAGGCCACCUUUAGAAAGUAACUGCCAUGUCGAAUUCAAAACAUAACUUUCCGUUUUCUGAUUCACUGCUUUGUUUUGCUAGCACGGCUCCUUCUCUUCAUCCACUGUAGCUUGCUUGA